UCUAUAUGUCAUUAGAUCCAAUUACUUGUCAAACUCAUUGCAAUUUAUUAAUUCAUCUCUCUACCUUCCCCGUAACAGUAAAUUACAUAAUUAUUUGUUAUAAUUAAAAUCCACCCACCACGAUCACGUUGAUGCCAGUCUAUUCGGCUUUGAACCCUUUGCUCUCUCGCCUUCUCCAUCUUCUUCGUCGUCGUCUUCUUCUUCUUCUUCCUCCCUCUCUGAUUCUCCAUUUGCAGGCGCCUGCUAGAGAUAUGGGGAACGGCAAUUCCACGGAGCACAAGGAGGAGUCCCGCCGGUCAAGGCUCCGCCAAAAGCUCUACAACCUCCGUAAACACCGCCGUCUCCACCGCCGUGGCUCCUCCGGCAGUGUCGCCGGAGCCGCCGAUCAGAGAUCUGUGACCGCCGAGGAUUUUUCCGGCAUUGCUCUUCUCACUCUCAUCGGCGCGGAGAUGGAGUUCAAGGAUAAGUGGCUUGCUUGUGUUUCCUUCGGGGAACAGACAUUCCGUACGGGAAUCUCCGACAACACGGACAAACCAAUUUGGAAUUCUGAAAAGAAGCUCCUUUUGGAAAGAAAUGGACCUAGUCUUGCUCGAAUCUCAGUGUUCGAGACCAAUAGGCUUUCUAAGAACAAUAUCGUGGGUUAUUGUGAGCUUGAUCUACUCGAGUUUCUAACUCAGGAAUCUGAUUCGAGUUGUAAGUCAUUUGACCUGUUAGACCCGACCUCAUCUAAUGUUGUUGGCAGCAUCUUCCUUUCAUGCUCUGUUGAGGACCCUGUUGAAACUGAGAAGCUUUUCGCAAAGCGUAUCUUGUCUAUAGUGGACUAUAAUGAAGAUGGACAACUCUCACUCACUGAGUUUGCUGAUCUAAUUAGUGCUUUUGGCAACCAAGUGGCUGCUAACAAGAAAGAGGAGUUGUUCAAAGCUGCUGACCUGAAUGGCGAUGGUGUUGUGAGCAUAGACGAGUUGGCUGCGCUUCUUGCUCUUCAACAGGAGAGGGAGCCACUUAUAAAUAAUUGCCCUGUGUGCGGUGAGACUCUUCAGGUUUCUGAUAAGCUCAAUACCAUGAUUCACAUGACUCUCUGUUUUGACGAAGGAACUGGUAAUCAAGUAAUGACCGGAGGGUUCCUAACUGAUAGACAGGCAUCUUAUGGGUGGAUGUUCAAACUGAGUGAAUGGGCUCAUUUAUCAACAUAUGAUGUCGGCUUGAAUACUGGUUCAAGUGCUUCACAUAUUGUGGUGAUUGAUAGAAAGACAAAGAGGCUCGUGGAGGAGUUGAUUGAUCCGAAGAUUGUUUUGUCGAUGCGAGCAAUUUACCAGUCAAAAAUUGGACUCCGGCUUAUGGACCAAGGAGCAAAAGAGAUUUUGCAGAAUAUUUCUGAGAAGCAGGGGAAGAAAAUGAACUCGGUUGAAUCUGCCCAAAAUAUACCAAAGUUUCUUGAGUUUUUCAAGGAUCAAAUAAACAUGGCUGAAGUCAAGUAUCCUCUGGAUCACUUUAAGACGUUCAAUGAAUUUUUCAUUCGGGAGUUAAAACCUGGUGCAAGACCAGUUGCUUGCAUGGAUCGUGAUGAUGUUGCUGCAUGUGCUGCCGAUUGUCGUUUAAUGGCAUUUCAGUCCGUAGAGGAUAGCACGCGUUUCUGGAUCAAGGGCCGAAAGUUUUCGGUUAAAGGCCUCCUAGGGAAGGAUUUGCAUUCCGAUGCUUAUCUCGAUGGAGCUUUGGUGAUAUUUCGAUUGGCCCCACAGGACUAUCAUCGUUUUCAUGCUCCUGUCUCCGGAGUCAUCGAAAAGUUUGUGGAAAUUCCCGGAUGCUUAUAUACAGUUAAUCCCAUUGCGGUAAAUAGCAAGUACUGCAAUGUUUUCACGGAGAAUAAACGGACCGUGGCAAUCAUCUCGACACGUGAAUUUGGAAAGGUAGCAUUUGUUGCUAUUGGAGCGACAAUGGUCGGUAGCAUCACAUUUGUCAGGAAGGAGGGCGACAAUCUGAAGAAGGGAGAUGAGCUUGGAUACUUCUCCUUCGGUGGAAGCACGGUUAUAUGCGUCUUUGAGAAGGGUGCGGUACGAAUUGACGAGGAUCUGGUAGCUAACAGCGCUAGAUCCUUGGAGACUUUAGUUACUGUCGGAAUGCAACUGGGCGUGUCCUCCACCGACGGGACAGCAUCUUCUGUUUCUUUAAUGCCCACGUUGGAUAACUGCGUUUUAACUGCCUGAAUGUGAAUGCUUCUUUUCUUUUUUAUUUUUACCCUCGUCUUAUAUCAAACUAGUGUUUGAAAAAUAUGGCGUGGUUAGUACGGAACGAUUUCGUUAUAUUUAUUUACCUUUUGCACCACCUACUCUUCUCGUGUUUUCGUGCCAAAUGACUGUGUAUAUAUAUAUAUACAUGCGCCUUUGGACGGGCCCGGGGGGAGGGGGUUGAGAUUAGUUUGAUUUAAUGUGUGAAUGCAUUUCAAAUUGUAUCAAAUAUGUUAUGUUAAAUAUCCUUAACUUUGUGCUUGUGCAUUAGGCCUAAUGAAAUGGUUAUGUAACACCCCAUUUUUUUUUA
Messenger RNA from Tarenaya hassleriana, 2535 nucleotides. Its product is annotated as phosphatidylserine decarboxylase proenzyme 3. The record is from RefSeq and is a predicted model, not a curated record. Bases 132 to 2204 code for a protein of 690 amino acids. Gene Ontology annotation, molecular function: calcium ion binding; phosphatidylserine decarboxylase activity. The transcript is spliced from 22 exons. Lineage: Eukaryota; Viridiplantae; Streptophyta; Magnoliopsida; Brassicales; Cleomaceae. Gene Ontology annotation, biological process: phospholipid biosynthetic process.